This is a messenger RNA of Lindgomyces ingoldianus, 378 nucleotides long. RefSeq lists its product as uncharacterized. Lineage: Eukaryota; Fungi; Ascomycota; Dothideomycetes; Pleosporales; Lindgomycetaceae. The coding region runs from base 1 to 378 and encodes 125 amino acids. The record is from RefSeq and is a predicted model, not a curated record. The transcript has 3 exons.
AUGUCAACUAGUAGGAGACCCCUGGCAUCCAUGACGUCCUCGGUCCUUAACACCUGGGGGUUUGUCGAUGGCAUUUCUCACGACGCUUACCAACAUAGUAUCUGCACUAACGGUAGUCUAGUCUAUAUUAAGAUGCAUUCUGCAAGCCCUUUCUUCCAUAGUUAUGAACGUGUUAUGAAGUGGGAAGACAUUCCUCCUUAUCCCCUCAUAAACUCCUUACUCUACGGCCCUAAACAACCCGUCCCUAAUUGCGUUUGGGCUAGCUCUCAUAGAUCCCCGCGCCCCAAUGAUCCUCAAAUAUCAUAUAUCAUUCUAGAUGCACAGCCUUCUAUAUCACCAACCUCGCCAUCUCUUUCUUUUACCUCUCUGUGUUCUUAA